Selaginella moellendorffii is the source of this 3129-nucleotide messenger RNA. RefSeq names its product probable inactive ATP-dependent zinc metalloprotease FTSHI 2, chloroplastic. Gene Ontology annotation, molecular function: metalloendopeptidase activity; ATP hydrolysis activity; ATP binding. Gene Ontology annotation, biological process: proteolysis. Lineage: Eukaryota; Viridiplantae; Streptophyta; Lycopodiopsida; Selaginellales; Selaginellaceae. Gene Ontology annotation, cellular component: chloroplast thylakoid. The coding region runs from base 41 to 2863 and encodes 940 amino acids. The transcript has 12 exons. The record is from RefSeq and is a predicted model, not a curated record.
GCUUGGAUGGAUUGAUCGAUGAUUGAUAGCUAGAGCGGCAAUGGCGGGAUCGGCAUCCAUCACCACGGUUCUCCAGUCACAUUUUUCUCUCACUGGUGAGUGCCACUCCGAUCGAGCGAGGAUUUCUUCCUCGCAAUCGAGACUUCUCCGCCGCACUGGGUCGAGAUUUUCCUCCAGUUCCUCGCUCCUAGGGCCGGAUUACGAAGAGCUAUCGCGCUGGAAGUCAUGGCGCCGCAGGGAGAAGAGUAGAAUCUCUAGGCACAGGGCACGCGCAGCGCUACAACAGGAUCGAGAUAGAGCCGACGAUGAGAUUGGCAGCAAGAAGAAGAGGCUCGCGGAGUCACUGCUUCUUCGGCCGGUUGGAUUCCUUCUACAGGGUCUCUGUGCUGCUGCUGCCGCUCUGGUCACCGUGGAAGCGUUUCGAGCCAUCGGGAAAUUCCAGAGGUCGAUGCCAGGGGCGAAGAAGAAGAAGGCGCAGCGAUUCAUGACCCCGGAGGAGAGGAAAGCUUGGACGUCUGGAUUGCCACAGGUAGAAGAACAUAUCGCUUACGACGAUAUCAUACGCUCGGCCAGGCUCGGCAAUGUCAAGCACAUCAUCCGCCAUCCCGGGACGAAGCUCAGAGAAGUACCGGCGGAGGUUUUCGUGGUCAUGGACGAUGAUCGCGUUGUAAGAACGGUUGUUCCCGACGCUGGGAGCGCUGGGGAGUUUUUCAAGUCGUGGGACGAGCUCAAGCUAGACAAGGUUGUGACGGAGGCUUACACUCCUCCGCCGCCGCCGCUCGAGAUUCCACCUUGGGCGAUGAGAGGUCCGUCGCUCGUGUUUUUGAAGAAGGUGGAAGACUUUAUCAAGAAGCCUAGGGAGAGACAAGCUCAGCGGCCACAGCAAGAUGCUUACACGAUCUUCCAGUCCGCUGCCGCUGCAAGGCUCGAGGAGCUUGAGCGGCAGAAGCUGCGAAGGAAACGAGAGCAGAUGUUUCGGAAGCAGGAGGAAGCGAGGAAGGAAGCAGCCAAGGAGCAGAAGUUUUUUCUGGAUCAGCAAAUGAAGAUGAAGGAGGACUCCAAGGCAAGCCGCGCCUUGCAGAGGGAGAGGCGAGACGAGUGGAACUAUUUCUGGGCGACUGCUGCUAACAAUGAGAGCGUGCGAUUCACUCUGGGGAUUUUUUUCUUCUGGCUCUUCUACGUGACUGUGGUGGUUGGCAUCAAGAAACGGAAGCAGGACUACGAGGACCGCAUUAAAAUCAGAAAAGCGGAGGAGGCCGAGCGAAGGGAGAUGAAACAGGUGGAGAUGGCGAUGGAGAAGGCUUCUCGCUCCGGGGGAACGGAGAUGGAAACCGAUGAGGAGAACGCUGACGCGUUCAAGAUGGGAAUGCGCUUUAUGAGAUCUGGCGCCAAAAUGCGGCAGGGUCGUGCACUUCGCUCGGGAAAGUACAUGGACCCCGAGGCAGAUGUCAAGUUUUCUGACGUUGCUGGUCUUGGAAACAUCCGGGUGGAGCUUGAGGAAAUUGUUGAUUUCUUCACUCAUGCAGAGAAGUUCCGGAGACGAGGCUCCAGAAUUCCGACUGGCAUACUACUAUGUGGUGAGCCUGGAGUGGGAAAGACUUUACUAGCCAAAGCAGUUGCUGGUGAAGCUGGCGUAAAUUUUUUUGCCAUUUCUGCAUCUCAGUUUGUGGAGAUCUAUGUUGGUGUUGGUGCGUCGAGAGUACGAUCUCUCUACAGCGAAGCAAAUCAGAAUGCCCCGGCAGUGGUUUUUAUCGAUGAACUUGAUGCUGUUGGAAGGACGCGAGGUCUCACAGCGGGAUCUGGAGGUCAAGAGCGCGACUCUACUCUCAAUCAGCUCCUUACAUGUUUGGAUGGCUUUGAGGGUAAAGGACAGGUCAUCACUAUCGCAGCAACCAACAGGCCUGAUAUUCUUGAUCCUGCUCUUGUACGACCUGGUCGUUUUGAUCGCAAAAUAUACAUUCCUAAGCCAAGCUUGCAAGGGCGCAUUGAAAUACUACAGGUUCAUGCAAAAUCAAAACCAAUGGGUGAAGGCAUUGAUUAUCGCGCGGUCGGUCAAAUCACUGCUGGCAUGGCUGGUGCUCAACUUGCGCAUAUCGUUGAUGUUGCUGCAUUGGCAGCUCUUCGAGAUGGUCGCACAGAGGUCACAACGGAUGACUUGCUGGAGGCUGCACAAAAUGAAGAGGGAGGACAACCUGAUCUACACAUACGCAGCGACAGAGUGAGGCGUAUCCUUGCACUACAGGAAGCAUCAAUGGCUGCUAUGGCUGCGAAUUGUCCCGAUAUGGAAGACAUACAACUGAUGUCCAUCGUACCGAGAAUGGGUGAAGAGAAGGGCUUUGUACGUUUUAAAGCGGAUCCGUUGAAGUUUGGAUACUUGGAAUCGAUCAGUCGCCAGGGAUUCCUUGACCACAUAACCGUCCAACUUGCUCCCCGUGCAGCAGACGAGUUGUGGAACGGUGCUGAUCAGAUUAGCACGGUUGCGUCUGACAACGUUGAUAUUGCAAGAAAAGCUGCACGAAGUUUUGUUCGUGCCGGACAUUCCGACAGGAAGGAGUUAUAUGGGCUUAACAGUGGCUGUUGGUAUAGACAGCGAAGUAUAUGGGAUGUAGAUGUAGAAGCGCAGAAGAUACUUGAGAGUUGCUAUGCGAGGGCGCUUGAGUAUCUUGAGCGCAAUCGCAGUUUUGUCAACGUUUUGGUGGACCGGCUUUUAGAAAAAGGAAGCAUCUGGCGGCCCGAGUUUUUGCAGCUUGUGGAGCAAUAUGCAGUUCUUGACAAGCGACGAUCAAGCCCACUCGAAGUCCGCAACAUGAACCGGCACGCUUUUGAGCAAGCCAUGAUGCCCAUGAGUAAGACGACAAUUUGACACAACAAUAUUUUUGAUCUUAUACGGCAAGAAAAUCGAUCUUUAUGUUCGGAAGCAACAAGCCCGUGACGGCUGGAAAAAAAGGAGAGACCGAAAAUCCAAAGCAAAUCUGUCAAAAAAAAAGUGCAUGGGAGACGUGUGAAGGACGACGUGGACCAGAAUGGCCGAUGAUGUGGUAGAGGACGUGGCAGAGGACGUGGUGAGAAACCAAUUUGUUUCCAGGGCAGAGUGAAAAAGAAGAAAUGGGAUGGCUGCGACGUUAGCGG